Schistosoma margrebowiei is the source of this 994-nucleotide messenger RNA. NCBI's taxonomy places the organism in Eukaryota, Metazoa, Platyhelminthes, Trematoda, Strigeidida, Schistosomatidae. The record is from the annotation of a GenBank genome assembly.
AGGAUUUAUUAUUCUGUAGUAAAGAGAUAAUUGAGUAUAAACAAAUAGAGAAUCCUAACAGAAGUAGUCGGUUAUUCCUUGAACUAUUCAUUAAUGAUGGAUACUUCAACAAAUGAACUGAUCAUUGUACUGAAAUAUGAUCAUUUAUUGAUUAUAUCAACAUAUACAAGAACAGUAUUGAUACUUGUUACAGUACUAAUAGGAGUUAUGUUACUUGUCAUAAUCAUAUCAUGCCAACUAAAAUCAUUAAUAAUACAGUUUGCUGCAUACUACUUGAUUGUUGUCGGUAUAUUGCUAGUUAUCGCUUCAGUAAUAGCAUUGUUGAUUGCAUUUGUAAAGAAGAUAAAUGAAAAAUAUCCAUUGAAUGUCAGUCUUGCGAUAAUUUAUUCAAUAUGCGUUGCUACAGUGGUUGGAAUUUUGGAUUUAAACUUGGAUCUGAGUAUUCAAAUUAGUGCUUUUAUAAUCAACUUGACAAUCUUUAUACCUGCUCUAUUAAUUGGUGCAUCAAUUAAAACAAAUUUAAUGGAUUCUUUCAAAGUUCUAUUCAUCAUCCUUCCAGUUAUUUCAGCUGUAAUCAUUUCAGCUAUGGUUUUCAUCUAUUAUUUUAAAGGAAAUGUAAAGGUAGUAAUAAUUCUGUUUAUAUGUGCAGAAAUAUUACCAUUUAUUACGACAAUAUUUUUCAGUCAUUUCACUGUUGGAACAUUACGAUACCGAUUAUUUUAUCCAAAUUAUACUUUGGCAGCAUUAUUAUUGUAUAUUAUGUUUUCAAUUGCCUUGCCAAUCACUGAUGUUCUGGUUUAUACCAUAAGGAAUAAUUGGAAUGUAACACAUUCAACUGGAUUGUUACUUGAUAAUGAUAAAAUCUUAUAGUAACACUUCAUUACAGACUAUAAAACUUGUUUACUUAUUAACUGUCUUAAAUAUAUGAUAAUACAUAUUAUUCAAGAGAACAUAUUGUAUUAGAUCAAUGACUUGGAGAAUAAAGAUGAAGAUA